This is a messenger RNA of Vanessa tameamea, 3209 nucleotides long. RefSeq names its product short/branched chain specific acyl-CoA dehydrogenase, mitochondrial (gene Acade). The record is from RefSeq and is a predicted model, not a curated record. Gene Ontology annotation, molecular function: flavin adenine dinucleotide binding; acyl-CoA dehydrogenase activity. The transcript has 9 exons. Bases 247 to 1503 code for a protein of 418 amino acids. NCBI's taxonomy places the organism in Eukaryota, Metazoa, Arthropoda, Insecta, Lepidoptera, Nymphalidae. Gene Ontology annotation, cellular component: mitochondrion.
GCUUACACGAUACCAUCAACACAUUUUACACCGAUCUUAGUGUCAUUUGUGUCGUUAAAAAUAAAAAGAGUAUUAAAUUAAUUCCAUUCAACAAACUGUGAACAAAAACAAUUAGGUAGAAUUUGUUAUCUUUGUAUAAGUGAGAUAACUGACAACCAAUAUGAAAUCAACCAGUUUGUAUUCCGGCUCGGUUCGCGCUUAGCACGCACGCACAUAUCGCAAAAAUAAAUAAAAAAGAACAUAACGAUGUUCCCAUUGCGUCGCGUUGGCAGUAAGAUCCUGGAGCAAUGGCGCACGCCGGUCGCAGCUGUUGCGAAGCCGCAAAGGAAUUUCAGCUCAGAGGCGCCUUCGCGACCACUAUCAAUGUUGACAGAAGAUGAAUUAGCCAUGAAGGACACAAUUAGAAAAUUGGCGACAGAACAAAUAGCACCACUGGUCAAGAAAAUGGAAGACGAACACAAAAUUGACGAAAGUAUCCGGCAGAUGUUGUUUGAUAAUGGUUUAAUGGGCAUCGAAACCCCGACAGAAUACAGCGGUUCGGGUUGUGGAUUUCUUACCAUGAUGUUGGUGGUGGAGGAACUGUCCAGGGUCGACCCUGCAGUUGCAGCGUACGUGGAUAUUCACAAUACUCUGGUGAACUCGCUGUUUAUGAAGUUAGGAACCGAGGAGCAGAAAAAAAAGUAUUUGACUAAGUUAUGCACAGAAUACGCUGGUAGUUUCUGUUUAACUGAGCCCACAUCUGGUUCUGACGCGUUUUCCCUGAAAACCGUGGCAAAGAAAGAAGGAAAAAACUUUAUCAUCAACGGUUCCAAGAUGUGGAUAUCGAACUCCGAUGUCGCUGGAGUCUUCCUUGUUAUGGCUAAUGCUGACCCUUCAAAGGGUUACCGAGGCAUCACGUGUUUCAUAGUAGAACGGGACAACCCCGGUCUUAGUGUUGCCAAACCGGAAAACAAACUCGGAAUUCGCGCGUCCGGCACUUGUAUGGUGCACUUCGACAACGUUAGAGUACCGGAAGAGAAUAUUCUUGGAGAAUAUGGAAAAGGAUACAAGUAUGCAGCCGGUUUCUUAAACGAGGGCCGCAUCGGUAUCGCCGCGCAAAUGAUCGGUCUCUGUCAGGGAUGUAUGGACGCCACUAUCCCUUACACGUUAGAGAGGAAGCAGUUUGGCAACAAGAUUUAUUCUUAUCAGGGUAUCAGCUAUCAAAUAGCGCACCUUCAGACUCAAUUAGAGGCGGCGCGUCUGCUCGCUUAUAACGCAGCGCGUCUCAAAGAGAACGGGCAAGACUUCGUCAAGGAAGCCGCUAUGGCUAAAUAUUUCGCUUCAGAAAUCGCUCAAACUUUGACCUCAAAAUGUAUCGACUUUAUGGGUGGCGUUGGUUUCACCCGUGACUUCCCUCAAGAGAAAUUCUUCCGAGAUGCUAAAAUAGGAACUAUCUAUGAAGGAACCAGUAACAUGCAAUUGCAGACCAUAGCAAAAUACAUAGAAAAGGAAUACACACAGUAAAAUAAAAAAUUAAGAUCUGGCAACACUGAUGUUUAAGCAUUUAAGGUUCCUCGAAAAAUUUAACCAUGUAUAAUUUUUAAGGAACCCAGCUCCUAUUUACCAUGUACAACACAACUAUUUCCAUUUAUUUUUAAUGAAAAAUAUAUUCAUUUAUUGUUUUUUUUUUGUUAAAAAAGUCAUACUGGGUUUAUACCAAGAUUUAAGGGCGAACAUUGAUAUUUUCGAAGAUAUUUGAAUAGAAAAUAAAACAUUUAUAUAUUAUACAUAAUAUAAUAUUAUCUACAAUUUACAUAAGCUAAUUAUGAACUACAUACAAACAAAAAAAUGGUGACAACAUAUAUACAGAACAUAAUAUCUAAACUGUUAUAUUUUUGUAAUAAGAUUUAUUAAUAACAAGUUGAAUGUUGUUUAAUGACAUUUAUUUUGUAUAUAUAAAAGCUAAUAAAAAGUUUCCAAACUGAUUAAAUUGUUUUACUUUGGAUCAUGUGGUAGUUUAAAACCAACCAUUCUAGCUGUUUCUUCAACGCUCCUCUCUCCUUUUCCUUUGAAUUCAGAAUUUAUUUCCUUAUAUUUUCGAGUAAAGUGUAAGUAUUCAAAAUAUGUUUUAGCCUUGUAGUGCAUCUCAUCUGCCGCUUUGCAGAGCUGCUGAUCAGUGGUCUGAUGCUUUCUAUAUUGACUUAAAACAUAUCUAGCCAUUUGGUUUUCAGUUAGUUUUUUUGUGGAACCUUGCUUCCGUAAUUCAGACAGCACUUGUCUCAAUGUAACAAGAGCGGGCUUUGUUGUUAUCGAUGCCAUUGUCAGACCUUCAAACAAAUUCAGAUUGUCAACUUUUCUAUCAUUAAUGAAGUUAUAAAUUCUUCAGUAUUCUCGUAUUUUGGUUUUUCUUGUUUGUCCCAAAAACCUUUGGGUAAUAGUUUAAGUUUAUCACUAGGAAAGUGGUGUAAUGAUGAAUCAUUAAAUAUGUCGUUAUAUGUGAAAGUAUUUUCUAACAGUACUUCAUGAACAAAUGGAUAUAUUUUAUAAAUAAAUGGAACAGUUUCGUUAACAACUCGAUUUAUAUUAUUUUCUAUUAGAGAUGUAAAACUGUUACAUAGAAGAAUGCAAUUUUCUAAAUUCUCUGUCCAAUUGCUCCAAAGAAAGUUAUUUGUGAGUUGUUUUGGGCAAUGUGGUAGAUAAACUAAGGUGACCCCAUGCCUGUUUAUUAUGUAACUUCCUUCCGUGUUCUCUUCAAUAACAUUUAAUUCAAAUUUUUUGAGAAUUUCACAUUCAUCAAGGUAAAAUAUCGGAUCGUGUACGAAUAUUUUUUCAGGUUUAAAAGUGUUCUUUAAGCACAGCAAUAAUGCUAAUUGAUAUCGCGAAAUAUUACAUUCGCCUAUAUGACCGAGCCCAAAACAUACUAUUUCUACAAUUUUUUUAUGUUUUAAAGUAUUACUCACAGCUUUAGUCGCGUUUUUCCAAUAUUCCGAGACCUCUAGAUCUUUUACGCAGAUUUGAAUACGCCUAAAAAUAAAUAUGAAUUAAAAACAUUUGUAUAACCUCAAAUAUAUUGCCGUAAUUUGUAAAAUGAAUUUACCUAUAUGAUUUAUCGAUGUCUAUUUUAUUUUCUUGUUUUUCGAAAUAUAUAUUCUUACAAGGUACUUUUGUUGAUUUAUUUUUUAGACCUUUUUUAAUUUUAACAAUUUGAAAACCAUCACUGUCAAAUUUCG